Molecule: messenger RNA, 363 nt
Organism: Miscanthus lutarioriparius
Lineage: Eukaryota; Viridiplantae; Streptophyta; Magnoliopsida; Poales; Poaceae
Source: the annotation of a GenBank genome assembly
AUGGUGGUGACCGUGUGCCUCGGACUAAGAUGGGUGCGCAGGGCGCGGCGGGAGACGGCGAAUCGGCGGCGGCCUACGGCGUGGAAGAUGACACGGUUCGAGAACAUGGACCUGGAAAUGGACGACGUGCUCAGAACGAAGAACGUGGCGUACACGCUCGAAGUGGUGCGUGAAGAGUACGCGUACACGCUGCGGGUGGACGAGAAGACGGACGUGUACAGCUUCGGCGUGGUGCUGCUGGAGCUCGUCACGGGGCGCCGCCCGCUCGGCGACUUCGGCGACGAGAUCGACCUCGUCCACUGGACACGGCAGCAAUCCUGGCCGUGGCUGACCCCCGGCUGCCGCCAGAGCCCGCCGGCCUGA